AUGAUCAUUUGGUGGCUUUACGAGGUGCUGCUGCUGCUGCUGCUGCUGCCGUUGCUGUCGCUGCUGCCUGUUGCGGUGAGGCUUGUAGAGACGAUAGGUCUCCUCAAUGGAUUGGGCACCAAUGUCGUCAACGAGCAGCUACAGGUCGAGACGCCACCUCAACAAUCUGCCAGCAGCAUCAACACAGAAUAUACCGUAAUAAUAUCAACCCUGCUUUUCAGCGGGGGAUUCCCGUACGGAAGCGCCCCCCUGUUUCAGAGCAUGCACAAAAACAAGGUAAAACAACGACUGUUUGUGCUCCUCCCCGCUUCAAGACACCGGAUGGGAACCGAGCCGAAACUGAAAGAGAAAAAAAUAGAUCCUCCGCAGUCUGUGAUGAACACCAUCAGCGCACGGGGCAAAACGCCCGAGAGCCCGGAUUCUGGCUGCGAGUUGUGUGUUAGUCGCAAGUCAUACGUGGCGCGGCAGCAGCCGGACCCGAGACAUUGCGAAGAUAGUAGUGCCCGAAGCUUUUCGGACUCUCUCGAUCUUACUACACGAUACCACUAUAAAUCCCGAAAUCUUUCGGACGCCCAUGUCUUAGGAGGUCGGCGGAAUAAGGUAGGAGAGAAUAGUAGAACCCCGAAGAUUUCCGGCCGCAUAUGUCUUGUGAAGUCGGCCAUCAGCAGUGACAAGAGCUUGACCUCUACGCUCUUGUCGAGUACGAGAGAUAUCGGGCGGAAACACAUACAGCGCAUCAAAUACAAUGUCCCGGCCUCCAAGAACGAUGAUGCUGCUCAAUGA
This is a messenger RNA of Trichoderma reesei QM6a, 783 nucleotides long. RefSeq lists its product as uncharacterized. The record is from RefSeq and is a predicted model, not a curated record. The transcript is spliced from 6 exons. The coding region runs from base 1 to 783 and encodes 260 amino acids. NCBI's taxonomy places the organism in Eukaryota, Fungi, Ascomycota, Sordariomycetes, Hypocreales, Hypocreaceae.